Molecule: messenger RNA, 3040 nt
Organism: Hibiscus syriacus
Lineage: Eukaryota; Viridiplantae; Streptophyta; Magnoliopsida; Malvales; Malvaceae
Product: transcription factor bHLH155-like
Biological process (GO): regulation of DNA-templated transcription
Molecular function (GO): protein dimerization activity; DNA-binding transcription factor activity
Source: RefSeq, a predicted model, not a curated record
UCUUUCCCACCACUCCAUUAAGCUUUGAUCGUCCGAUCCCUUUUUUUCUCAUCUUCUAGUUCAGUUCUUUGUUGAAUCUCGCGUUCAACUUAAAAAAAAAACAAUUUUUGUCGAAAAAAAUCGAUCUUCAAGGAGUUCAAUUAUCCAUGUCGUCGGAUAUAAGCUAGACUUCUCUGCUAAAUUUUCGUCGUUCUCUGUAGUUUUUUUCACUUUCUCUUUCCGACGACUCGAGGAGAUUUUCGUUCUAAAGAUGGCUGUACGCAGCAACGACUUCAACGGAGUUAAUUGCGAGGAGAGUUUCAUAUUUGAUCUCUCGAGUUUGAUCUUGUAAUUGGCAUCUGUGAAGAAAACCUCUAAAAGGUCAUUUUUUUCUUUUUUUCUUUUUGUUAUUGGACGCAAAGGAAUGGGAACGGAUAGUUUGUUACUGCCAACGGUUGGACCGCCAAUUAAACCGCGAGCAGGGUUGAGGAGAAAACAGGCUGGAAGAGGCUCUUACAGAGGAAGCUAGGGGCUUUAUUGCAAACAGAAGAUAGGUUGGGGGAGUGCUUUUGAAUUGAAAAUUUUGUUACUUUUAGUUGGGGGCGGGGGCUUUUCGAACAAAAAAAAACUUUCUUUCUGUUUUUGAGGAGAGAUAGGGAUGGGCAGCAGUACAACUAGCAGUGGUUUGCACCAGAUACUGAGAAGUCUCUGUCUCAAUACUGAGUGGAAAUACGCCGUUUUCUGGAAGCUUAAGCAUCGAGCUCGAAUGGUGCUGACUUUGGAGGAUGCAUACUACGACAAUCAUGACCAAUGUGAUCCUUCAGGGAACAACAGUUUCCGAGAUUCAUUAGAAAACUUGCGCAGUGGACAUUGUUCACAUGACCCCCUUGGUUUAGCAUUGGCAAAGAUGUCUUAUCAAGUAUAUUCACUAGGGGAAGGGAUUGUUGGACAAGUGGCAGUUUCUGGAAAGCAUCAAUGGAUAUUUGCAGAUAAGCAUGUUAACAGCUCCUGCUCAUCGUUUGAGUUCUCUGACGGUUGGCAAAGUCAGUUUAAAGCAGGGAUCAGGACCAUUGUUGUUGUUGCUGUUGUUCCACAGGGAGUUGUGCAGCUUGGCUCCUUAAAUAAAGUAUUUGAGGAUGUGAAGCUUGUGAGUCUCAUCAGAGAUAUGUUUUUUUCUCUUCAAGAUUCUUCUCUAGGGCAUAUUGCCAAUCCAAUAGAAUGUAGCAUGAAGAGAUCAGUUUUUGAGCCUGGAUUACAUACAAAACUAUUAGAUUCAGAAGUUAUUUCUUUAGAUAAAGCUGUAUACAAAGAAGGACCAGAUUUUUCGUUGCCUGAGUUUUCACAUCGCCAAAAAUGCAGUGAUAGUUCAUUUGUUUUUCCACUGGCCAGUAAUAAUCAGAGAAGGGCAGUUGAUGUGGAAAAUAAGCAUAAAGGACAUGACCUAUCCUCAGCAGGGAGUGAUGAGACUGCUAAAUUGCUGACACCAAGAUCAAAUGUUUCCGACUCGGAGCAUCUAAAUCAGUUGGGGAGGAAUUUGAUAACAAAUGGGGUAUGCAAAGGGGAGACUAGUGGGUGGAAAAGUUCAAGUAUGAGACCAGAAAAUGUUUACACAAACCAUCCCGUUACCGACAGUACAAAUUUAUUUAAUGUUGCACUUCAAGCUGAACAGUAUGAAGCUGAUCAUACAUUAUACUCAAACUUCCUUCAAUCUGCAAUUAGUGAUACUGUUAAGGUGAGUGGUUUGAAUUCUUAUCAAAAUGAAGUGUGGGACACUCCUGAAUCUUCAGAUGUAAAAUUUCAAAAGCACUUGAAGUUGGGGAAUCAAAAUGAUUCAAGUGACUUGGACUCUAUAAACACUUCUUCAAAGUUUUCUGUUGGGUAUGAGCUUUACGAAGCACUUGGACCUGCUUUUCUGAGAAAGAGUAUCAAUACCAACUGGCAGGUAGAGAAUAUGGAAGUUGGAGCUAAUAUUGAAAUGCUAGAGGGGAUGAGCAGCAGCCAGUUAACUUUUGAAUCUGGUUCAGAGAAUCUCCUAGAGGCUGUAGUGGCAAAUAUUUGCCAUAGCGGAAGAGAUAUCAAAAGUGAGAGGUCAUUUUGCAGAUCAGCACCAUCGUCAGUGACUACUGGAAAUACACCAGAGCUUUCAAGCCAAACAAAACAUACUAUUAGUUCAGCUGAUUAUUCAAUUGAUCAGUCCUCUUUCAAAGAAAAAAACACACAUCAAUGCUUGAGUUCGUCAACUUUAAUUGGUGCAUUGUCUUCAAGAGGGUUUUCUUCUGCUUGCCCUGGCAGCUGUAGUGAGCCAGCUAAGAACAACAAAAAGCGGGCUAGACCUGGUGAAAAUCCCAGGCCUAGGCCGAGGGACAGACAACUCAUUCAAGAUCGUCUUAAGGAGCUAAGGGAGCUUGUGCCUAAUGGAGCAAAGUGCAGUAUUGAUUCAUUGCUGGAGCGCACAAUCAAGCACUUGGUCUUUCUGCAAGGCAUCACAAAGCACGCUGACAAGCUCAGUAAAUGUGCAGAAUCAAAGAUGCAUCACAAGGGAGCUGGCAGUCUCGGAUCAUCCAAUUAUGACCAAGGUUCAAGCUGGGCAGUGGAAGUGGGAAGCCAUCUAAAAGUUUGCUCAAUAGUAGUUGAGAAUAUAAACAAAAAUGGGCAGAUGCUUGUAGAGCUGUUGUGUGAGGAAUGUAGUCAUUUUCUUGAGAUAGCAGAGGCCAUCAGAAGCUUGGGCCUGACAAUUUUAAAGGGGGUUACAGAAGCACGUGGUGAGAAGACUUGGAUAUGUUUUGUGGUUGAGGGACAGAACAACAGAGUCAUGCAUAGAAUGGACAUCUUAUGGUCACUUGUGCAAAUUUUGCAAUCCAAGGCUACAAGCUAGCUGCAAUUGCUUGCCACCACUUGGAAGUAGUUAUAUUGGCUCCCACUAUAACAUAUUGUGAGUGUUUUGUGAUUUUAGAUUGGCUUUAUGGUUUUUGCCUAUUGUCUUUAUCUUCCAAUCCCCUAAAAGAAUAUUUAAAGCAGGGGAAAAGAAGAGAACAUCCUUGAGAAACAUUAUGUGAAGAGU